Molecule: messenger RNA, 2035 nt
Organism: Alosa sapidissima (American shad)
Lineage: Eukaryota; Metazoa; Chordata; Actinopteri; Clupeiformes; Clupeidae
Product: acidic fibroblast growth factor intracellular-binding protein B-like
Exons: 11
Coding region: 484-1557 (357 amino acids)
Biological process (GO): platelet aggregation
Cellular component (GO): nucleus
Molecular function (GO): fibroblast growth factor binding
Source: RefSeq, a predicted model, not a curated record
CUCUCCCUCUAGUACAGGAACAUCUAAAGCGACCCAGCCAUUAAGUUUACCCUCCAUUGCGAUAGAUGGCAGUAUUGAGUCUUCUCACUUAAUACAAGAGGUGGGACUGACCGCUGUCCGAGGUUGCGAAUUGUGAAAAAACAUCAGUGUGUGUUGUUGAAGGGCUCGAUGGGGCGGGUUUAAUGCUUUAGAUCUACAAUUAAGUAGUUUCAACCAUUACUUUUGGGUUACCAUUACAGUUGAAGCAUUGGUGUUGUAAUAGAGGAUAUUGGCUGCAACGACUUUGGACAUUUUAAGUGCGCAAUACAACAACAAAAGAUAACUGUAUAGGUACAAUUCAAUUCCGAGUUUGCAGAUGCAGUUCUUCGAGCAAGCACGGAGACUUUACCUUCUGCAUUUUGGUGUCAGCUAACCUUUGUUUUUUCCCGACUGUCUCAACCACACUAAAACAGCUGAGUAACCUAACUCAUAAAGCAGUAGAUCAUGUCGGUGGAGCUGGAUGUGUUUGUGGGAAACAACACGAUCAUGGAUGAGGACGUCUACCAACUUUGGCUGGAUGGAUAUGCAGUGAAUGAUGCUGUGCGACUGCGUAUGGAGACGGGGGCGUUGCGUGACUGUGACGUGAGCUCAGACGUGGUGCACAGCGACACCAUGGACCAGUUCCGAACCUUCCACAUGUGUGAGAAGCUGCUGCACUGCCCGGCCAAACUGGGCAACCAGCUGCUCUUCCAGAUCCCUCCGCAGAAACAGGCCAUGAUGAUAGAGAGGUACUAUCAGUUCGACAGCGCCUUUGCCAGGGAGGUGCUGGGCAAGAAGCUGUCCAAGGGUGUGAAGAAGGACCUGGACGACAUCAGCUCCAAGACCGGCAUCGGCGUGAAGAGCUGCAGACGGCAGUUUGACAACUUCAAACGAGUGUUCAAAGUGGUGGAGGAGCUCAAGGGCCCCCUAGUGGACAAUGUGAAGCGUCACUUCCUGCUCUCUGAUUCUCUGGCCAAGGAUUAUGCUGCCAUCGUGUUCUUCGCCAACAGUCGAUUUGAGACGGGCAAGAGGAAGCUCCAGUACCUGUCCUUCCAGGACUUCGCCUUCUGCGCCGGGCAGCUCAUCAGCUACUGGACCGUGGGCGCUGUUGAUAACAUGAUGGAGGACAUGGACGUGGAUCUGGAGAAGGAGUUUCUGCACAACCUGAAAGAUCUGAAGGUCCUCAUCAAUGACAAGGACUUGCUGGACCAACACAAGAGUUUGGUGUGUGCCCAGUUAAGAGGGAAGAUAAAAGUCUUCAGUGAAAUGGAGGCAAACUUUAAGACCCUCUCCAGGGCUCUGGUCAACAUCGCUGCCAAGCUCACCCACUCCAAAGACGUGCGGGACCUGUUCAUAGACCUCGUGGAGAAGUUCAUUGAACCGUGCAGGUCCGACAAGUGGUCUGUGGGGGAUCUGCGUCUCUUCCUCUCUCACUACUCAAGCACAGCGCACAUGCUCGAAACAUUCAGGUUUGAGCCCAUCUGGGAUCGCUACAUGGGCGUCAUUAAGAGCUGCAUCCUGAAGAUGUACCACGACUGAGCACCUGACACACAGUGACCACAUGGGGGCACUCUUCCACACUGCACCAUGCCCAUGUGAUCUCAGUCACACUGCACCAUGCCCAUGUGAUCUCAGUCACACUCCACCAUGUCCAUGUUAUCUCACUCAUACUCUCUGCCUCUGUAGAAAUGACUCAUCUCUCUAUCCAGUUAUCACACCAUCACACUCUUUCUCUCCUCUCCUCUCCUCUCCUCUCCUCUCCUCUCUUCUCCUCUCCUCUCCUCUCCUCUCUUCCUCUCCUCUACUUCUCUCCUCUCCUCUCCUCUGCUCUGUUCUCCUGUCAUCAUGUAAUCAUAUGUAACCUGUACAGUAAGGACUUACGAGUUCUGUUCUAUGUAUACGUUCUAUGUUCUGUUCUAUGUGUUCUAUGUGACCUGUAUUAUAACAACUUGUGAGUUGUGUUAUAUUUGACCUGUAAAUAGUUCACUAUUUGAAUUAAAAUCUCUUAUUUCUUUUU